CUUGGCCCGAGCUUCCAUCUCCUAGGUCCAUCGACAUUCACGGCCACAAUGAGUUCAGAUGCGCAGAAUCUGCACAAUAAGGCUAUGAAGGCCGAACUGGCCCAAGAUUACGACCUGGCGUUCAAGCUGUACAUCCAAGCCGCCGAGCAAUACUUGCAUCGAAGUCGCCUUCCAAACCAAUCAGAGAAGCUGAAGGAACUACUCAAGGCUAACGCACGAAAGUGCAUGGAGAGGGCUGAGAAGAUCAGAAGCGCGGUGAAACGGAAAUCGCCAAGCGUAGCGGAGCCCUCUUCGAGUAAGGCGGCGCCGCCAACGCUGACGCCUGUUGCUUUGGAUCCUUUCUCUGAAGAGCAGCAGUAUUACGUUUUGAAGAAGGGCUCGGUCGUAAACGGACGCACAUUCGCGCCGUGGGACGAAGCCACGCCUCCAAGCUCUACAGGCCGCCCGUUCGAGGAUCCGGACGGCCAGCCAACCCUAUCCGAGGCGCAGCGAGCACACGAACCCAUCUGGCUCCGCGCUUCAUACUCGAAGACAUCUCUAGGCAGACGACUGAUCCCGGAAGAUAUACACCAGCACGUUGUGACCGAUUGCUCCCUUUGCGCGUCCGUGUCCGUAUGCCUUGAACGUGAUAGGCGAAUCGGGGGCAACCUUGCUCGCUCAUGUCUUUAUCCGUCCGAGCUUUCGCGAGAUGCUCUCGACGGCUUCAAUGGCCGCUUUGAUUUGAAGCUUCUGUUUAACGGAUGUUGGCGCCGAAUAGUCAUCGACGACAAGUUGCCACGCCGCGCGUCGACGAAUCGUCUCGUCUGCUUGUCGUGUAUUAGCACGACGAACCGCGUACAGCGCGCCGAGUUUGAGUUGCUGUGGCCCAGCAUACUCGAGAAGGGCUAUAUGAAGCUCAUGGGAGGCUAUGAUUUUCCUGGGUCGAACUCGAGCGUGGAUCUUUAUGCACUCACUGGCUGGAUACCCGAGCAGAUCGACAUUCAUAGUCCGCACUUCGUGCAAGAGCGGACAUGGAACCGGCUAAAGCAAGGCUUCGACAGCGGCGACUGCCUGAUCACGCUCGGAACCGGAACGCGAGAGGGUCUGGCCUGGCAGGGCUCAUUGUUGCUCGGCGCGCACGAUUACCCCGUUACAGGUCUUUACGAAGACGGCUUGGACCGAGGCAUGAUUGUCCUCGACUCCUGGUACGAGGCCCUAGAAGACAAGGAAUGCCCAGACUCGUCGCGUAUGUCUUUCUCCGGGCCAGAUAUCCCUUAUUCGACUCGAAUGCAUGGCACAACAGGAAGCAUGCAGAUUCCCUGGGUAGACGUCAUAAAUCUGUUUGACGGGAUCUACGCCAAUUGGAACCCGGCGGCGUGGGCAACCUCGUUGGCUUUCCAUGGGAAGUGGAAAGCGACUGUGGAAAAUGAGACCUCUCAGACGAAGCAAUUACGACUGAGGUACGAGCUCUCUUCCUCGGCGGGCUCCGACAUCGAGAUAUGGCUCCUCUUGUCUCGGCACACGAACGACACACGUCAAUCAAGCGACUAUGUCAGCCUGAGUGCGCAGGAAGACGACCUCGAUAACUUCGUCGUGCGGCGGCAAAGCCAUCACAUUUCGUCGGAGGGAGAAUAUACCAACAGCCUUCACAUCUUGGAGAAAGUCAGGCUUUCACCCUCGUCGCAAGGCGGCUGCCUAUCAAUAUACUGCUCCUACGAAGGGAGCGCGACCGAGAACGGGUUUACGUUAACCGCCUAUGCACCGAAGGGGGUCGAGAUAUCCUGGGAUAAGACCAUUCCUCGACCCCCUUAUGUGGCACAGGCUGAGGGUCGCUUCAUGGCGAAGAACUCCGGCGGAAAUGCGAACUAUCCUACCUUCAUGAUCAACCCGCAGUACCACCUUAAGCUCUAUCCGCCGAAGAGGGGCGACGCGCGCGCGAAGUCGACUGUUUCGAUCUCGUUGCAGACGUCGAGGGAGGUGCCGGUGAAUAUCUCGCUGGCGUGGUCGCAGGGGGAGAGGGUGUACCAAUUGCUCGAAACGAACAUUGCAGCGUCUUCAGGCGCGUACACUUAUGGCAUGGCCCGGCUCUCUACCCAGCUAGCGCCCGGCGACUACACGCUCAUCGUCUCCGCCUUCGAGCCCAAGUACCGCGGGCCGUUCGCUCUCAAAGUGGAGACCGAUAACGUCGCGGAGCUGACGCCGAUACCGCAGGAGGGCGCGGGGAUGUACGCGACGACGUUGCGGGGGGCAUGGGACGCAGACACUGCAGCCGGAAGUCCUAGCUUCCGACGAUACGAGAGGAAUCCUAUGUACACCUUCACCCUGAAGGCGCCUACGCGUAUCAAAGCCCGCCUCCAACUCACCUCGCCCUCCACCUCCACCGCCUCUUCCCCCUCCCCCACCCACACCACCGCGCUCAACCUCACUAUCUACCCCGCGGGCGAGGCGCGCGCCUUCAACGACCACGUCGCGACCUCGGGGCCGUACGACGACGCGUUGCCCGGGGUGUGCACGCCGGAGGUGACGUUGCAGCCGGGGAAGUAUGUGCUGGUGCCGUCCACGUAUAAUCCGGGGGUGGUGGGUGGGUUUUUGGUGUGUUUGUAUGCGUCGGCGGGGGAUUUGGUGGUGGAGAGGGCUGGGUAGGGCGAGGGGAGGGGAGUGAAUGGGAGGGGAGGCUAGGGCGCCAUGCCAAGCAUGACAAGGGUUCGACCUCAGGUGCAGGCGUUCGUUGAGAAACCCAGCGCCAUCUCAGGCGAGCCUGCAGGCUAGGCGAACAGGUGUAGAUCACGAUGUGGAAGGUGGCAUUUCCAUGAUCUGAACCAUCGAUUGUACAUCACCUCCAAUACGCAAGCGAUAUGAAGGGGACGAAGGGCACGGUGGCGCAGCUAUACUUUGAACCUCCAGCGUACUGGACUCAACGCUCUGGAAGCGCGCCGCAAGUUUUUCC
Schizophyllum commune H4-8 is the source of this 2926-nucleotide messenger RNA. Its product is annotated as cysteine proteinase. The transcript is spliced from 22 exons. The coding region runs from base 49 to 2622 and encodes 857 amino acids. Gene Ontology annotation, molecular function: calcium-dependent cysteine-type endopeptidase activity. The record is from RefSeq and is a predicted model, not a curated record. Gene Ontology annotation, biological process: proteolysis. NCBI's taxonomy places the organism in Eukaryota, Fungi, Basidiomycota, Agaricomycetes, Agaricales, Schizophyllaceae.